AUGGAUGACCUUCAUGGAAACAAUGGUCGAAUGCACAUCGGAGAAGAGCAAGAUCCAUUGCAUGUUCAGUAUGAAGACCAUGGUUUGCACCAGAUCCACAAUGGGAGCGGAAUGGUCGAUGACCAUGCUGGUGGGAUGAGUGAGGGAGUGGAAACAGAUAUUCCUUCUCACCCUGGGAACAUAACUGACAGUCGUGGUGAAGUGGUCGACCGUGGUAGUGAGCAAGGAGAUCAAUUGACAUUGUCUUUCCAAGGCCAAGUCUACGUUUUCGACAGUGUCUUGCCUGAAAAGGUUCAAGCUGUGCUUUUAUUAUUGGGUGGACGCGAAUUACCUCAGGCACCCCCUACAGGCCUAGGAGCAUCUCAUCAGAACAAUAGAGUAUUGGGUUUACCUGGUACUCCUCAAAGGUUUAGUAUGCCACAGAGGUUAGCUUCGUUGGUUAGGUUUCGAGAGAAACGAAAAGGGAGGAACUUUGAUAAGAAGAUCCGGUAUACAGUCCGUAAGGAGGUAGCUUUGAGGAUGCAACGCAACAAAGGUCAGUUCACAUCUGCCAAGUCAAGCAAUGAUGAAGCAGCAUCUGCUGGAUCAAGCUGGGAGUCAAACCAAACCUGGGCUAUAGAAGGGAGCGAGGCUCAGACUCCAGAGAUCUCAUGCCGGCAUUGUGGAAUUGGCGAGAAGUCAACUCCAAUGAUGCGGCGUGGACCUGAAGGGCCAAGAACACUUUGCAAUGCAUGUGGACUUAUGUGGGCAAACAAGGGUGCUCUAAGAGACUUAUCCAAAGGCGCUCCUCAGACAGCCCAAAAUCUUCCUUUAAACAAGAAUGAAGAUGCAAAUAUUGAGGCUGAUCAAAUGAUGAUGGUGGCCAGUAACAUGAGCAACUCACAGUGA
Molecule: messenger RNA, 888 nt
Organism: Microthlaspi erraticum
Lineage: Eukaryota; Viridiplantae; Streptophyta; Magnoliopsida; Brassicales; Brassicaceae
Source: the annotation of a GenBank genome assembly